Molecule: messenger RNA, 648 nt
Organism: Aspergillus luchuensis
Lineage: Eukaryota; Fungi; Ascomycota; Eurotiomycetes; Eurotiales; Aspergillaceae
Product: hemerythrin domain-containing protein
Exons: 2
Coding region: 1-648 (215 amino acids)
Source: RefSeq, a predicted model, not a curated record
AUGUUUCACGCCAGUCGCCGCAUAUCUCUGCUGCCAACACCGUCUCUCUCGUCCUUGAGGCUGCGCCCUUAUCUGCCAGGCCGACUGUUGACGAACGCAGCUGCAACGCCCAUCAUGACCAACACCGAGCAGCAGAAUGAACCGCCCCUGUCGGCUAAAGACUUCAAGAUAUAUAACCGAGCGGCAGAGCAAAUGGAGUACUACCAUGGACUCCUCCGUCUAUCAUGGAACAUGCUCUGGGAGGCGUCGACUAGCGGCCGACUACCUCCGUAUAUGAAGAUGCGGCAAUUCAUAUCCGAAGGACUGCGCUUUGCUCAACAUCUGGAGAUUCAUCAUAGUAUUGAAGAGAACCAUGUCUUUCCUCAUCUGGCGAAGAAGAUGCCCGAAUUUCGCACGGGCCGGGGUCGCCAAGCUGCUGAACUCUUGCGGCAGCAUCGACAGAUCCAUAAGGGGCUGGAAGAGUUCCAAAAGUAUCUAGAGGAGUGUCAGGAGGGAAAGCAAGAGUUGGAAUUCGAUGUUUUACGGAGCAAGAUGGAUGGGUGGAGGGAGGUUCUAUGGACGCAUUUGGACCAGGAGGUGAAGACCUUGGGAGCAGAGAAUAUGAGACGGUACUGGACGAAGGAGGAAAUGCCGAGGAUACCCAUGUAA